Molecule: messenger RNA, 336 nt
Organism: Papaver somniferum (opium poppy)
Lineage: Eukaryota; Viridiplantae; Streptophyta; Magnoliopsida; Ranunculales; Papaveraceae
Exons: 2
Coding region: 1-336 (111 amino acids)
Source: RefSeq, a predicted model, not a curated record
AUGCUGAAUAUUAAACCAGCUGUAUUUUCACGUGGAGGAGAUGGAGUUGGAGCUGUAACUGCUUUAGGUAGUCAAGUUGUAGUUUCCACAGGUGGAGGAAGUGAAGUUGGAGUUGGUGGAAGAAGUGAGGUUGGAGUGGCUGUUACUGGAGGAAGUGAAGUUGGAGUUGGUAAAGGAAUUGAAGUUGGAGUUGUUGUUACUGGAGGAAGUGAAAUUGGAGUUGGAGUUGCUGUUACUGGAGGAACUGAAAUUGGAGUUGCUGGAGGAAGUGAAGGUGUACUUGUUGUUACCGGAGGAACUCAAGUUGGCACUUCUACUGGUGUUGCUAUUGAUUAA